Cydia amplana is the source of this 2003-nucleotide messenger RNA. RefSeq lists its product as uncharacterized. The record is from RefSeq and is a predicted model, not a curated record. Lineage: Eukaryota; Metazoa; Arthropoda; Insecta; Lepidoptera; Tortricidae. Bases 214 to 1989 code for a protein of 591 amino acids. The transcript is spliced from 8 exons.
AAAUGAUUGGUACGAAAUUUGAAAACGAUUUAAAAAGAAGAAAAAAUCAUGUAUCAAUUAAAAAAGAGGAAAAUUUGUUAUUGUAGAUUUAACUAAUGUCUUUCAAAUUGUGGUCAUUUUUAUUACCUAUUUUACCGUUAGUUUUUCCGUUAGUGUAUGUUAUAUUAGUUUGUUAUAGAGUUAAAUAAUUGUUUGCGUGAAAUGUCACAUUGAAUGAGCUUCGACGUGGAUCGGUAUUCGUCUGCGUGGGUCCACAUCGCCCUUUGUGCGGAUAUCACAUGGGCUACGGAACCACCUGAUGACUUUGUUAUAGCUAAUCAGCGCCUUUGGGCACAACAUUGUCGUGUUUCUCAAGUGCUGCAGGACUCUACAGAUUCACAAUCUUCGCAGUCAAGCAAUAAAUGUGAACAGACAGAUAAUAAACGUUCAACGUCGAGUCAAAGUCAAGAAAAUGGCGGUUGUAGCAGAAAAAGUGUUAAAGACGUUAUACCUGAAUCGAGAUUGGCACAGUUCUAUGGGAAUUUUUAUUACGACGAAGCAAGAGAAAAGUCUUACGCCAGUGCCAAUGAGAAGUCACCGUGGCGCGGGUACAACGGCCAGGGUUGCGAAAACUCCGACCUCACAGAAUGCUGGAUGCUUCCCGAGGUGGAGUACUGGUUCCGUAAGCUGCUAGACGACACGCCGGAGCGGACGUGCUCGCGCCGCCGUCACCGAGCGCCUAGCGACGACUUCGAGCGCUGGGGACCUUGCGACGGGGCCGAGGCGGCGCUGUCGGCGCGCGUGCGGGCCGCGGCCGUGCGCGCGCUGUGGGCGCCCGAGGCCCCGGCCGGCCUCACCGGCCCCCACCCCGGCCUCCCCGGCCUCUCCCGGCCCCGCCCGCCCUCGCCGCCCAGGAAGAUGCGCGCGCGCCGACGCCAGCCGCGCCGGCUGCCGCCGAGAGCGCCGCUGCCGGCGUAUUGUUUGGCGCCGGCGCUGCUGUGCGAUCCCAAGUGCAAGUUUCAGUUCGAAGCGCCCCCCUCGCCGCUCCAGCGCGCCUGCCGCCUGCCCGCCCUCUGCCGCCCCGCGCCCUACCGCGGCACCACCGUCUGCCGCUACGCCCCCACCAACCGAAGAACGCCAGAACGCCGCCUCGGACAAAAAGAUGCCCCGAAACUAGUCCGACAAGAGGUCAAACAGGAAAAAGAAAACGUCGAAGAGACCAAAACCGAAGUGGAAAUUAAAGAAAAAGUCCUAGACGACCAGCAGCCUACUACCAGCGCUGCCGCUAUGGAUGGACUUAAAAAACGAUUGUACAGCACAGUUUUAAGCAUGAGCGCACCCUCAACUAUUAAUCUACAAAACUGUGUCAGAUUACAGAAAUUCACUCCAGGCCUGCUAAAGUUAAACCCAAAAAUCAUACCCGUCAUUCGGGAGAAUAAAUUUGAAGAGCUGGAAAAGGAAGCUCUGGAACAAUAUAAAGCGUCCGACGAAAGCAUUGACACAAAGUUUAACGAAUUGGAGAAACAGGCGGAGGAACAGUAUAGUACCAGUAAUAGUAAUACUAGUUGUAGUAGCGGCGAAAAGAAGGUACCCGAGAGUCCUAAGCGCGCGGCAAAAUUUCACAAGGAAAAAGUCGAUAGCGUCAUGAUAUAUUCCCAGAACUUUCCAGAUUUAAACUCGAAGACCGCCAGUGUAACUAAUCUAAAAAACUUCCACACCCCCCCGAGGGGGGAAAAAAAGGAUCACCACAGACCUAAUAAAAGAACUGUCAAGAACGAUAAUCAACGGUGUCAAUCUGACACCGACGAAGCUAAGAGUCAUAAGAGCUCGCGCUGGACGCUCCAUGUGGUGCCUAAAAAACGGCAUAUGACUUUGUGCGUGUCGGAUUUCUCUUCAGACGAGGAGAUUGAAGGUCCUAGUCGCUCUAUCAAAGACGCUGGUCCCUGUAUUAAACAUUUAGGAAUGCAUUCGGCUCACGGCGGCGGCGAUCUCAUCAUAAGAAAAACUUGACACAGACUAGACUC